Tachysurus fulvidraco (yellow catfish) is the source of this 1517-nucleotide messenger RNA. It is a transcript of the gene sec62, whose product is annotated as SEC62 homolog, preprotein translocation factor. Bases 236 to 1294 code for a protein of 352 amino acids. Gene Ontology annotation, biological process: post-translational protein targeting to membrane, translocation. NCBI's taxonomy places the organism in Eukaryota, Metazoa, Chordata, Actinopteri, Siluriformes, Bagridae. The transcript has 8 exons. Gene Ontology annotation, cellular component: endoplasmic reticulum membrane; endoplasmic reticulum. The record is from RefSeq and is a predicted model, not a curated record.
UAAAGCGCCGUUUAUACCUUCAGUCCGCUGCCCCGGUCCGCAGGGAGCGAACACCGCUAGCUGUGUGCACUCAGGGCGCGCAGGGGGGGUUAGCUACUGUGCUAACUGAGGGAAAGUUGGCCAUUUUGGAGACGAGUUUGUGUGUGAAAGUGACCAGGAGGUGAGCGAACCGACCAAGGAGGAGAAGGCAGUGGCCAAAUACCUCCGCUUUAACUGCCCUACCAAGUCCACUAACAUGAUGGGCCACAGAGUAGACUACUUCACAGCCUCUAAAGCAGUGGAUUGUCUGCUCGACUCUAAAUGGGCCAAAUCGAAGAAACCUGAAGAAGCUUUAUUCAGCACCAGAGAGUCUGUGGUGGAUUACUGCAACAGGCUCCUGAAGAAGCAGUUCUUCCACCGGGCUCUGAAGGUGAUGAAGAAGAAACCAGAGAAAGAUCCAAAGAAGGAGAAGGUGAAGGGUGAUGGAGGCAAAGAGGAGGAGAAGAAGAGCAAGAAGGAGAAGGAAAAAGAGAAGGAGAAGAAGAAAGACACCGAGGCCACAGACACCAAGAAAGAGAAGAGCGAUGAAAGUCCAGGAUCCCCGAAGAAGAAAAAAGAGAUUAAGAAGAAGUUUAAACUGGAGCCUCAUGAGGAUCAGCUGUUUCUAGAUGGAAAUGAGGUGUAUGUGUGGAUUUAUGACCCAGUCCAUUUUAAAACCUUUGCCAUGGGGCUGGUGUUGGUGAUUGCAGUGAUAGCUGCGACACUGUUCCCCCUGUGGCCGGCAGAGAUGAGGGUGGGUGUGUAUUACCUGAGUGUGUGUGCAGGCUGCUUCGUCGCUAGCAUUCUCCUCCUUGCUGUUGCUCGCUGUAUUUUGUUCCUGAUUAUCUGGUUGGUCACUGGGGGGCGCCAUCACUUCUGGUUUCUCCCCAACCUGACGGCGGAUGUGGGGUUCGUCGACUCGUUCCGUCCGAUUUACACGCAUGAGUACAAGGGCCCCAGGACGAGCGGCAAGAAGGGCGCAGGGAAUAAGUCCGAGGGCAAGGGCACCAAGACACAGAAAUCGGACAGCGAGGACAAAUCAGAUGGCGAGAAGAAGGAGGAAGAGGAAGAUGAAGUGGAGGAUGAAGAGGAAGAGGAGGCAGGGAAGGAGGCGGAUCGGCGCUCUGAUUCGGACUUCGAGCGUAGAGAGGAUGACGGCUCGCAGCACAGCAACGGAAACGACUUCGAGAUGAUCACGCGUGACGAGCUGGAGCAGCACACGGAGGAAGAGGAGGAGGAGGAAGAGGAAAAAGAGUCUAAACCGCACCAGACGUAAACUGUGUAAUCGUUAGUGAGAUUCGCCCAUCACCUCGCACAUUGCGAUCUUCCACUACAGAAACACACAGGGGUCAAAGGUCUACGCAAAGAGCUGGGAUAUGGCUUCUGGGAGCCAUUUUGGAUUUAUUUUAUUUCCUAGUUAAAGAAAGAAAAACACACACACACACUGUCUGUGUUCACUGGUUGUGUAACUACCAUAAACUCUCUUCCUGCCUGUGUCA